AGUCAAAUCUUUCAUACGUUUGACUCUAAACGCCCUUUCUUUACCAACAAGAUAGACGAAUUCUCCCUCUAAUGGGAGCUUCGUCCCAAUGCCAAGUAUAUUAUCAGUUAUUGCUUUAAAUUGAGCACCACCCCACCCCUUUUUGUUCCAUAAUCUGAACGAAAAGGAAAAAAAAAAAGAGAAAAAAAAACUGAAGAAAUUAUGGAAUCCGGUGGAUCAAAAAGAAGGGUAGUGGUUGUCGGCGGUGGGAUUGCCGGUUCUAUCCUCGCCAGAUCUAUUCAAUUCAAUGCUGAUCUUACGCUUAUCGACCCGAAGGAGUAUCUUGAGAUCAAAUGGGCACAAUUAAGGAGUAAGGUGGAACCGUCAUUUGCGGAAAGAGCGGUGGUGAACUAUAGAGAUUUCUUUAGCAAUGGACGUAUCAUUACGUCUACUGCGAUAAACAUUACUGAAAACGAAGUAUUGACUGCCGAUGGCCAACAUAUCGGUUAUGAUUAUCUUGUGAUUGCCACUGGACAUAGUGAUAAUGUUCCCGUAAGUAAGACGGAGAGACUUCAUUACUAUGAUGCAGAAAAUCAAAAGAUACAAUCUGCUCGAUCUAUUUUGAUCGUCGGAGGAGGUCCGUCUGGUGUUGAACUUGCCGGAGAAAUUUCUACAGACUUUCCCGAUAAGAAGGUUACACUGGUUCAUAAAGGACCAAGGUUGCUGGAAUACAUUGGACCAAAGGCAUCUGAUAAGGGUUUAAGUUUGCUGAGAUCAAAGAAAGUCGAUGUAAAAUUACAGCAAUCAGUUGAUCUGAAAUCAGCUUCGGAUGGAAGCCAACUAUAUCGAACCUCGACUGGAGAAAGUAUCAAAGCGGAUUGUCAUUUCCUUUGUACUAGAGUACCAUUGUCUACAGCAUGGCUUAAUGAGACUAUAUUGAAGACUAACUUAGAUAAAGAUGGAAGGUUGAAGGUUGAUGAGUAUUUGAGGGUGAAGGGUCGCAGUAAUAUAUUUGCAAUUGGAGAUAUCACUGAUGUUCCGGAACUCAAACUAGGUCAUGCGGCUAUACAUCAUGCAUAUUUGGUUGCUAAAAACUUGAAGCUGUUGAUGGGCGGAGGAAAAGAAAGCAAAAUGUCCGUGUACAAACCUGGUCCGGAAGUUGCAAUGGUUUCGCUCGGAAGGAAACACGCUGUUGCCCAAUUUCCUUUUGCAACCCUCGGUGGGCGUAUUCCCGGCUUAAUCAAAUCUGGAGACAUGUUUGUAGGCAGAACUAGAAAGCAUUUGGGUUUAGAACCUUAAGCUACACACACACACACACAUAUAUAUUUGCCAUUGUAUUUCCUCAUUUCCACCUUUAAUUCCUUUUUGCUUAUAAUGUUUCACAUUUUUUGCACCUCUCUGUUGGCUGUUUCAUUUGUAUGUUGUUUUGCUUUGUGCUUUUAAAUAGAUUCUCAAUAAGAUUUGAUGGUA
Messenger RNA from Gossypium raimondii (Peruvian cotton), 1449 nucleotides. RefSeq lists its product as uncharacterized. Bases 202 to 1278 code for a protein of 358 amino acids. Gene Ontology annotation, molecular function: electron-transferring-flavoprotein dehydrogenase activity; flavin adenine dinucleotide binding. Gene Ontology annotation, cellular component: cytoplasm. Lineage: Eukaryota; Viridiplantae; Streptophyta; Magnoliopsida; Malvales; Malvaceae. The transcript is spliced from 4 exons. The record is from RefSeq and is a predicted model, not a curated record.